AUGAAGUUCACCGGCUUCGCUGCUAUGGGCUUGAUGGGCUGCGCCCUCGCCCUGCCUCACGGUGCUCCUGCUGGUGCCCAGCGUACCGACCAGCCCACGCCUACUGGCCUUCCCCCAUCCGGCUUCCCGACCCCGUCUGGUCCUCCUCCCCCGCCGCCCAGCGCCAGCGGUCUCAACAAGCACCAGUUCGGCUCUUUCCCUGAGCCUUCCGGCACCCCGUCCGGCUUCCCUGAGCCCUCUGUUGGCUUCGGCUUCCGCGGCUUCGGCAAGCAUCCGGGCUUCGGUAUCCCUACCGACCUACCGUUCUCUAUUCCCUCCGGUUUCCCUACCGACCUACCAUUCUCUAUUCCCUCCGGUUUCCCUACCAGCCUGCCUACUGGUCUCCCCGGCUUCGGCGGCUUCGAGAAGCGCCAGGACUUCAGUAUCCCGACUGACCUACCGUUCUCUAUUCCCUCCGGUUUCCCUGCCAGCCUACCUACCGGCCUACCUACUGGUCUCCCUGGCUUCGGCGGCUUCGAGAAGCGCCAGGACGUCAGUAUCCCGACUGACCUACCGUUCUCUAUUCCCUUCGGUUUCCCUACCAGCCUACCUACCGGCCUGCCUACCGGCCUACCUACCGGCCUACCUACCGGUCUCCCUGGCUUCGGCGGCUUCGAGAAGCGCCAGGACUUCAGUAUCCCGACUGACCUACCGUUCUCUAUUCCCUCCGGUUUCCCUACCGACCUACCAUUCUCUAUUCCCUCCGGUUUCCCUGCCAGCCUACCUACCGGCCUACCUACUGGUCUCCCUGGCUUCGGCGGCUUCGAGAAGCGCCAGGACGUCAGUAUCCCGACUGACCUACCGUUCUCUAUUCCCUUCGGUUUCCCUACCAGCCUACCUACCGGCCUGCCUACCGGCCUACCUACCGGCCUACCUACCGGUCUCCCUGGCUUCGGCGGCUUCGAGAAGCGCCAGGACUUCAGUAUCCCGACUGACCUACCGUUCUCUAUUCCCUCCGGUUUCCCUGCCAGCCUACCUACCGGCCUACCUACUGGUCUCCCUGGCUUCGGCGGCUUCGAGAAGCGCCAGGACGUCAGUAUCCCGACUGACCUACCGUUCUCUAUCCCCUCCGGUCUCCCUACCAGCCUACCUACCGGCCUACCUACUGGUCUCCCCGGCUUCAGUGGCCCCGCUCCCAGUGGGCCUGCUCCUUCCGGCACUCCCACCGGUUUCCCCCAGCCCAGCGGUAGCCUCCCCAGCGCUUCCGGUGUGCCCACCGGCUUCCCCGCGCCCGACGGCUUCUUUGUCUAG
Penicillium canariense is the source of this 1290-nucleotide messenger RNA. RefSeq names its product extracellular proline-rich protein. The transcript has a single exon. The coding region runs from base 1 to 1290 and encodes 429 amino acids. NCBI's taxonomy places the organism in Eukaryota, Fungi, Ascomycota, Eurotiomycetes, Eurotiales, Aspergillaceae. The record is from RefSeq and is a predicted model, not a curated record.